This is a messenger RNA of Spinacia oleracea (spinach), 911 nucleotides long. RefSeq names its product sm-like protein LSM7. The transcript is spliced from 7 exons. Gene Ontology annotation, biological process: mRNA splicing, via spliceosome; nuclear-transcribed mRNA catabolic process. Lineage: Eukaryota; Viridiplantae; Streptophyta; Magnoliopsida; Caryophyllales; Amaranthaceae. The record is from RefSeq and is a predicted model, not a curated record. Gene Ontology annotation, molecular function: RNA binding. Gene Ontology annotation, cellular component: Lsm1-7-Pat1 complex; spliceosomal tri-snRNP complex; U2-type prespliceosome. The coding region runs from base 243 to 542 and encodes 99 amino acids.
CCAAGCUCCUUGGCCUCCUAGUUCAGACUUCAGACUCUAGCUCGCUUUGAAAACUCUCACAGAUUCACUAUUCGCCGAGUACCAACGGUGUUUGUACUCAGGUGACGGCGCUGGCCAGUGUUCAGCCACCGUGUGGAAGUUAAGCCCUACUUUGUGCGGCUCUACGCUAUCAAAUUUAACUCUCAGGUCAAACUGGCCUUCAAUAAACAUACAAGGAAUUUGAAUAGCCAACUGUAAAGAUCAUGUCCAGUCGAAAAGAAACAGUUUUAGAUCUUGCCAAGUUUGUUGACAAGGGGGUUCAAGUUAAGCUUACGGGUGGAAGACAAGUGACCGGGACACUCAAGGGAUACGAUCAGUUAUUGAACCUUGUGCUAGAUGAAGCCGUUGAAUACCUGAGAGAUGCUGAUGACCCACUGAAGACCACUGACCAGACGAGACGCCUUGGCUUAAUUGUUUGUAGAGGAACAGCAGUGAUGCUUGUUUCCCCAACAGACGGCACUGAUGAGAUUGCGAAUCCUUUCAUUCAGCCAGACGGUGCUUAGAUCUUGUUUGGCUGUUAUGCCUUUUAACUUAUUAAUAUGGGUUUUGAAAUCGAAUUCUUCCCAGAAAAUUUGUCGAAGUUCGAUGGCAAGGCGGUGUAUUUCGAUGGAUUGGAACUCCGAGUAGAAACGAACAAGGUGGAAUUUGGUCAAUUAAGUAGGGUUUGUUGAAGAUUUGGGUUUAAUUUUAUUGAUUUGAUUGUUGUUCAUGUAUGUGGAAUUUGGUCAAUUAGGUAGGGUUUGUUGAAGAUUUGGGUUUAAUUUUAUUGAUUUGAUUGUUGUUCAUGUAUGUGGAAUUUGUUCAUUUUAAUUGAAAAUUGAAGCGUGUAGUAUGUAAAUUUUGAAUUAAUAUUGUUCAUCUUUAUUUUCCUA